This is a messenger RNA of Haliaeetus leucocephalus (bald eagle), 3978 nucleotides long. RefSeq names its product ArfGAP with SH3 domain, ankyrin repeat and PH domain 2 (gene ASAP2). Gene Ontology annotation, biological process: positive regulation of GTPase activity. Bases 1 to 3093 code for a protein of 1030 amino acids. NCBI's taxonomy places the organism in Eukaryota, Metazoa, Chordata, Aves, Accipitriformes, Accipitridae. Gene Ontology annotation, molecular function: GTPase activator activity; protein binding. Gene Ontology annotation, cellular component: cytoplasm. The transcript is spliced from 28 exons. The record is from RefSeq and is a predicted model, not a curated record.
AUGCCGGACCAGAUCUCCGUGUCGGAAUUCGUGUCCGAGACCAAUGAGGAUUACAAGUCACCUACCGCCUCCAACUUCACCACCCGGAUGGCCCAGUGCAGGAACACGGUGGCGGCCAUCGAGGAGGCUCUGGAUGUUGACCGAACUGUUCUCUAUAAAAUGAAGAAAUCUGUCAAAGCCAUAAACAUAUCUGGUCUGGCUCACGUGGAAAAUGAAGAACAGUAUACACAAGCACUGGAGAAAUUCGGAGGCAACUGUGUUUGCAGGGAUGACCCAGAUUUGGGAACAGCGUUUUUAAAAUUUUCUGUGUUUACAAAGGAAUUAACUGCACUCUUCAAAAAUUUGAUUCAGAAUAUGAACAACAUAAUCACUUUUCCAUUGGACAGUUUGCUGAAGGGAGAUCUGAAGGGAGUAAAAGGGGACCUUAAAAAACCCUUUGAUAAAGCUUGGAAGGACUAUGAAACAAAAGUUACAAAAAUAGAGAAGGAGAAAAAAGAGCAUGCUAAGCUGCAUGGGAUGAUCCGUACAGAAAUAAGUGGAGCUGAAAUUGCGGAAGAAAUGGAGAAAGAAAGAAGGUUCUUCCAGUUACAGAUGUGUGAGUACCUGCUGAAAGUCAAUGAAAUCAAGAUUAAAAAAGGAGUGGACUUGCUUCAGAACUUGAUCAAGUAUUUUCAUGCUCAGUGCAAUUUCUUUCAGGAUGGGUUAAAAGCAGUUGAAAGUCUCAAGCCUUCAAUUGAGACACUAUCCACAGAUCUUUAUACAAUUAAACAAGCACAAGAUGAGGAAAGACGACAAUUAACCCAGCUUAGAGAUAUUUUAAAAUCAGCACUUCAGGUUGAUCAGAAAGAGGAUUCUCAGAUUCGUCAGAGUACAGCUUACAGUUUACAUCAGCCUCAGGGAAACAAGGAACAUGGCACUGAACGAAAUGGUAGUCUGUACAAGAAAAGUGAUGGAAUCAGAAAAGUGUGGCAGAAAAGGAAGUGCUCGGUUAAAAAUGGCUUUCUUACAAUUUCCCAUGGUACAGCUAACCGACCUCCAGCAAAGCUCAAUCUGUUAACCUGCCAAGUGAAAACAAACCCAGAGGAGAAAAAAUGUUUUGACCUCAUAUCACACGACAGAACGUACCACUUUCAAGCAGAGGAUGAACAGGAAUGUCAAAUAUGGACAUCUGUGCUACAAAACAGCAAAGAGGAAGCUUUAAAUAAUGCAUUCAAAGGAGAUGAUAACACAGGAGAAAAUAAUAUUGUCCAGGAACUGACAAAAGAAAUUAUAUCUGAAGUCCAGAGGAUGACUGGAAAUGAUGUGUGUUGUGACUGUGGAGCACAAGAUCCUACGUGGCUUUCAACAAAUUUGGGAAUUCUAACUUGCAUUGAAUGCUCAGGAAUCCAUAGAGAACUUGGUGUUCACUAUUCCAGAAUGCAAUCACUUACAUUAGAUGUGCUGGGAACAUCUGAACUUCUGCUUGCAAAGAAUAUUGGGAAUGCUGGGUUUAAUGAGAUUAUGGAAUUCUGUCUGCCAGUUGAUGAGAUGGUCAAACCUAAUCCAAGCAGCGAUAUGAAUGCAAGAAAAGAUUAUAUUACUGCCAAGUAUAUUGAGAGAAAAUAUGCAAGGAAGAAGCAUGCUGAUAAUACAGCUAAAUUGCACGCUCUUUGUGAAGCAGUCAAAUCAAGAGACAUUCUUGGAUUAGUCCAAGUAUAUGCUGACGGUGUGGAUCUCACAGAAAAAAUUCCACUGGCCAAUGGCCAUGAGCAAGACGAAACAGCACUUCACCUUGCUGUUAGGUCAGUUGAUCGAACAUCCCUUCAUAUAGUUGACUUUUUAGUGCAGAACAGUGGCAAUCUAGAUAAGCAAACAUGUAAAGGUAGCACAGCCCUGCAUUACUGCUGUCUGACGGACAAUGUUGAGUGCCUCAAACUGCUGCUGAGAGGAAAGGCUUCUAUUGAAAUAGCUAAUGAAUCAGGAGAGACGCCACUUGAUAUAGCUAAACGUUUAAAACAUACUCACUGUGAAGAGUUGCUUACUCAAGCACUGUCCGGAAGAUUUAAUUCUCAUGUUCAUGUAGAAUAUGAAUGGCGGUUACUCCAUGAAGAUCUGGACGAAAGUGAUGAUGACGUGGAUGAAAAGCUGCAGCAACCCAGUCCCAAUCGGAGAGAGGACAGGCCUGUCAGCUUCUAUCAACUUGGAUCAAACCAACUUCAGCCUAAUGUAGCAUCCUUGGCGAGAGAUGCAGCGAACAUUGCUAAGGAUAAGCAAAGAGGAUUUAUGCCAAGUAUAUUACAGAAUGAAACAUAUGGAGCAAUACUCAGUGGCAGUCCACCUCCCAUUCAGCCUGCAGUACCUGUUACAAGUAGUGCACCUCCUCUACCUCCAAGGAAUAUUGGCAAAGUUCAGCCUUCAGUUCUUGGCAGUGGUAUUCAGACAAUUUCUUCAUCUAAUGCAAUGUGGAAGACAAAUUCUUUAGGAGUGGAAAGUAUAAGCAGGCAGAGGUCUUCAUCAGAUCCACCAGCUAUUCAUCCCCCUGUGCCGCCAUUGCGUGUAACAUCUACAAAUGUGCUUUCUCCAGCACCACCGCCUCCAGUGGCAAAGACAGCCAGCAUUAUUGAAGCUUUGAACCAGCAAUCUAAACAGCAACCACCUCCUGCACAAACUAAGCCAACCCCACCACCACUGCCCCCACAACCUCCUAGUAGAAUCUCUCAAAGAAAGCCUAUUCCUGGGACUGAGAAGUCGUCUGGCUUAACUAACAAAGGGCAGUCCAGAGGACUUGGGUCUCUACAACAAACCGCAGGAGAGUCAUCUUCUGUGUGCGAAAUUCCAGUAACACAGACUGGUUCUACAACAAAUAUUUUGGCACAUAUCCAGCCACCAGCACCAAUGCCAAGGAAAUCACAAAUCUCAAAAACUAAACCGAAGAGAGUAAAAGCAAUUUACAAUUGUGUAGCAGAUAACCCAGAUGAGUUAACUUUUUCAGAGGGAGAUAUUAUUGUAGUCGAUGGUGAAGAAGAUCAGGAGUGGUGGAUUGGUCAUAUUGAUGGAGAUCCCAGUCGGAAAGGAGCUUUCCCUGUAUCAUUUGUGCACUUUAUUGUUGACUAAAUUGCUACUGAUAAGUGAAGACAUUGCUCGUUUCCAGCGGUCACAGAAAUAAGUUUUACUCUAUUGCAUUUCAUCUACCUAUCUGCAGACACCUUGCUAGAGCACUGCUCAAGUCCUAGGUACUGUAGCUUACUUUUUUAUUGCCAUCAUUCUGAUUUUGGGACUUCUAAAACUUUUUUUCUAUGUGAAAACUUCUCAUGAGCAGUUCACACUUUAAAAAAACAGCUCUUCCUGUAUUUUUCAAGGUGAACUUAAAAGCUUUAACAAUCAAAAUCAUAUGUGUAUGAACAUCACAACAUUAUGAAUGUUCUUUUCCAUCAAUUCACUGUAAUUUUAUUCUCCCUUUUGUAACAUGACAAUACCACAGUUCAGUGUUGCUUCCCCAGUCAAAGAAAUUGUGUGCGUCUAACAGGGCAGUGAAUUUAUCCAAUUCUCGAUACCAUUUGAAGUGUUGGAACCAAAACAUGCAAGCUGCUGCGUAGUUCUAAAUUGGACUGUUUAGCAUCUUGCCAUACUGGUUGUCAUCCAGAAUGUCAACAAUUACAGAAGAAACAAUUUUAAUCGGGUGUCUUUGGCCAGGUAAAAGUAAAAAAGUAUUUCAGUUUACCACAGGAGAAACUUCUUUCUUUCAGAAUGGAUGUAGAUAUUUGCUUAAAGUUAUCUGAAAUCUGUGUUAGUCGUUGAACGUUCUAGUUCUAAUUUUGUGAGCUUGAGACUGUUUCAUUUUUCUAUGCUGCAUGUGUGUAGAACCUGUUUUUUCAAUGUUCUUUAUGUAUGUUACAUCCAUUUUGGUCAUUUAAUGUGACUACUGCUGGUUAACUAAACUAUGGCAAUAUUAAUGAGUUACUACAUUAACUCAAGGAUAUGAAAACUGCACUUCCUGAA